Messenger RNA from Neurospora tetrasperma FGSC 2508, 216 nucleotides. RefSeq lists its product as uncharacterized. The record is from RefSeq and is a predicted model, not a curated record. NCBI's taxonomy places the organism in Eukaryota, Fungi, Ascomycota, Sordariomycetes, Sordariales, Sordariaceae. The transcript has 2 exons. The coding region runs from base 1 to 216 and encodes 71 amino acids.
AUGGAACUAUUACACUAUGAUAGGCUGUUCGUCAAUGCGAGAUGUCGACGCACUAGCAGCAAGUGCCACCACUGGAGUUGGCGUGGGCGAGGGCAUGGACUGAGGAUGAGAUCAGCGCUUCCCCAAGAGAUGGCCCGUCAAGAUAGAGCUGCUACGCGUGCGACGCCGGUCAUGUGGGUUGUUGUAUACGGGAUUCAGCGGAUAGGCGCUGCCUGA